Molecule: messenger RNA, 1488 nt
Organism: Dichotomopilus funicola
Lineage: Eukaryota; Fungi; Ascomycota; Sordariomycetes; Sordariales; Chaetomiaceae
Product: xylose isomerase-like protein
Exons: 1
Coding region: 1-1488 (495 amino acids)
Biological process (GO): base-excision repair
Cellular component (GO): mitochondrion; nucleus
Molecular function (GO): DNA-(apurinic or apyrimidinic site) endonuclease activity; phosphoric diester hydrolase activity; zinc ion binding
Source: RefSeq, a predicted model, not a curated record
AUGGUUCGACAAUCUGCCCGCAGGGCAGCGCAGGCACAAGCAGUCAAAACUGAGUCCACCCGCGUAAAAAAGGAGGUCGUUGCGGAGGAAGUCGACACCACGGUUAUCACCAAAUCAAAAGUCAAGGUUGAGACCAAGAGGGCGGCACCAAAGCGUAAACCGGCACCGGUAGAGGAAGAUGAGUCGGAACUCGACGAGGACACCCAAAACACAGCACCAGUUAAGGCCGAGGAAAAGGAAGAGGACAAGAAACCAGCGCCCAAGAAGCGCAAGACAGCCGCCUCCAAGAAGGAAACCAGCGACGAGAUGGCGCUCGCCGCACGAACAGCCGUGUCCUCGCUCCCACGCGCCAUGUACAUUGGCGCCCACGUCUCGGCCGCCGGGGGCGUACACAACGCGGUGCAAAACGCCAGCAACAUCGGCGCCAACGCCUUCGCCCUCUUCCUCAAAUCCCAACGCAAAUGGGUGAGCCCGCCCCUCGCCGACGAGACCAAGACAGCCUUCCAUGCCGGGCUCCAAACCCAAAAAUACGACGCGGCCAAACACAUCGUCCCCCACGGCUCCUACCUCAUCAACCUCGCCCAAGCCGACGCAGCCAAAGCCCAACAAGCCUACGACAGCUUCCUCGACGACCUCCAACGCUGCGAAGCCCUCGGCAUCACCCUAUACAACUUCCACCCCGGCUCAACUGGCGGCGCCAGCAUGGCCUCCGCCUGCAGCCGCAUCGCCUCCCAGCUCAACCGCGCGCACGCCGCCACCUCCUCCGUGGUCAUCCUCCUCGAAAACAUGUGCGGCAGCGGCAACGUAGUCGGCUCCCGCUUCGAAGAACUCCGCGACAUCAUCGCCCAAGUCGACGACAAGUCGCGCGUGGGCGUCUGUCUCGACACCUGCCACGCCUUCGCCGCGGGGUAUGACAUGCGCACCCCGGGAACUUUCACCAAAACCCUCGCCGACUUUGAUAGCAUCAUCGGCCUGUCAUACCUCCGUGCCCUGCACCUCAACGAUAGCAAAGCGCCCUUUGCCUCCCACCGCGAUCUCCACGCCAACAUUGGCACGGGAUUCCUCGGCCUGCGCGCCUUCCACAGCCUGAUGAACCACGAAUCCCUUCAGAACCUACCCAUGGUUCUCGAGACGCCGAUCGAGGAGAAGGGCCCCAACGGGAAGAUGGUAGAGAACAAGCAGGUGUGGGCGGAUGAGAUCAAGUUGUUGGAGGGGUUGAUUGGGAUGGAUGCGGAGAGUGAGGGGUUCAAGGAGAAGGCGGCUGCGUUGCAGGUCAAGGGGCAGGCGGAACGGGAGAGGGUGCAGGAGCAGGUGGAUAAGAAGGCCGGGAAGGACGCGAAGAAGGGGGCGGGGGGUAAGGGGAAGGGGACGGCUGGUGCGAAGGGGGGUGCGAAGCAGACGGCUUUGAAGUGGCCGGCUGCGAAGGGGAAGGGGAGGAAGAAGAAGGAUGAGGAGGAGUCGUGUGAUUCUUGUGGGGAGAGUGAGUAG